GCGGGAGCCGGCGUCGUGCGGCAGCCGGGGAGGGCAGGGCGGCUGCGGGAGAACAAAGAUGCGGGGAGGGGACGCGGGCGAACCCCGUGAGGGCAGCCCGAGGCCCGCCGCCAUCUCCCCGAGCCCCGGGGCGCCUGGCGCGGGGCUCUCCCCUCCUCUGGCUGCCGAGGGGCGAGGGGGGCUCCGGUGCCGUGGGUGCGAGGUGACCCUAACCCCAACGCGGCCCCCUGCCCCGAGCGGAGCCCCGGCCCCAGCAGGGGGCUCGGCCAAGGGCAGUGAGGAGAAGUGGGGGGCACGGGGCGAAGGGCGCGGGAGGCUGGCACGGGACGUGGGGCCGAAGGGGCCUGUGAGGUGUGAGCGGGGGGCACGGGAGGAAAGGGGGGGCAGCGGAGAGGAGGGAGACAAAGGGCUGCAGGGAGGAAGGAGGCAGGUGGGAAGUGAGGGGGAGAAAUGGACAAGAGGGGUUGGAGAGCACCGAAGGUGGCUGGGAAGGUGGGAGAAAGGGGAGCAAAAGCUGUAGGAAUAACAUAUAGGGGACAGGCCAGGGACAGGAGGGGAGGAGAUGGGUGAGAAAGGGCAGGAGGAGAGGCCAACUAACGCUGGGCAAAUGUGGGAGGAGGUGGGAUGCCUGAGCAUGGCGAAGGGGCUCCCUCUGCCAAGCACCUGAGGUGCCGUCGGCUUCCCAAGCACCUGUCUCAAGGCUGACUCCUGAAAUCUUGUGUGCAUUUUGGGGGCUGGCAGCUCCCAGUAAAGCCCCAACACCAGUAGGGGGCAAAAGCAUCCUUUAUGCUCAUCCUUCUUCCCAACUGAAUUUUUAUUGCUUUUUAAACUUAAUGGCUUUUAAGCCAUUCUGAGAUAUUACGGGCUCUGACUCAUGCCUUGAAUACUCGUGAGCAAUACUGGGUGUGGAAGGAAGACGGAGAGGGGCGUAGGCCCUUUGAGAGGUAACCUAUAGCACAUAUGUCCUCUUAAAUCCUAGGUCAACAUUUGGUUAUAUUGCCACUGAUAAACCUUCAUAAUCCCAGAAUCACCAACUUGGUACAGCUUCUUAUAUCCAGUGGCUUUGAUACUGCUUGCAUCUCACCUGCUUCCCAAAGCUAAAUAGUCAUCGUGGGGGGAGAAGUCUCAGCGCGGACAAGGGGCUGGAGAGCGUGAGGAGUCAGGAGGGCUGCAGCAGGGGACGGGCUGGCGAGGAGGCAGCUCUGGCACCCGGCAUCCGGACGGGCUGGUGAGGAAGCCAGCACUGAUGAGCAGAGAGGCUGUAGUGAUGCCAGACCCCGAGGUUCUCUUAGCUGCAGUCAUUGUAAAACCAAGGAGGAAACGGGAAACCACCGGCCUUGCAGGGAUGAGGUUAUUUGCUGGUUGGGAUGGCCCUGGAAAUAGUGAUUUGCGUGUGGAGUUGGUUGCAACCUUAAUUUUGAGGGCUCUGCUUGUUGCGACUGACUGUGCUUUUCUCCUGAUGCAGUUUCCUUUGUCCUGUUUCUCUAAUUAUCCUCAUUUCAACCCUGCUCUGAGGAUUAUUGGUCAGUAGGAAGCCUCCUAAUGCCCGUUCCUCCUUGGCAAGGGAAUACCCAUGCCCUGGAUUAAAGUGAAACUCCCCGAACAGUGACAGAAGAAAUUAGAUCUAUAUUCCUCAGAAACCCUCCCUCAGGCGAAGUUUCCCGACCCCCACCACAUCAGCCCUGCCACCGUGCCCCUUGUGUUCGUUCUCAAUAUUCUCUUUGUUACAGCCACCUUUAUGUACGGCUCAGAGCUCCCGAGGGAAGGGAGAGGUGGUUUGUGCAGGAAAAGCCCCGUGCCCGUUUCCAGAGCGAGCACGCCCACCCGUCCCGCUGCGGCCGCGCUGAGCGUAGAUGGUCUCUGCUCUGAAAUCGGGGGGGCAGAUGGACUGUCGGAGCCCGAGGGCAUCUCUCUGAAACGCGUGGCCGUGGUGGAAGAUUUCUUUGACAUCAUAUACUCCAUGCAUGUGGAGAGCUCGUCGGAGCCGGGCAAAGCACCCAAACAUGCCGGGCAGAAGAAAACCUACCGAGCGAUUGCAGAGACCUAUGCCUUUCUCCCAAGAGAAGCUGUGACCAGGUUCCUGAUGAGCUGCACCGAGUGCCAGAAGAGGAUGCAUUUCAACUCCAACGGACUGGAGCCCAAAGAGAGCGAACCACCUUCCUCUUUGGUUUCUGGGAUCAUUGACUACAACAUGCCUCUCACCUCUACUUAUCUGAAGCAAAUGAAGCUGCGGGUGAUGAAUUCGCAGGAACAGGAUGAGACAUCGGUGAGCAGCGAGGACUUUGAUAUGAACGACUCCACAUGGAUCUCAGCUGACCAGCACCUGAACUCCAGCCUGAGCCCCAGCCAGGACGAGAGCAUGCGCAGCCCGCAGAACCUGCACGGCCAGGAGGACGAUGACUCCUCGUCAGAGAGCUGCAGCGGGAAUGGCUCCUCCACCCUGAACCCCUCCACCUCCAGCAGCACGCAGGGCGACAGCGCCUUCCCCGAAAUGAACGGCAAUGGCACCGCGGCCCCCAUGGACUUCACCGCCUCCGCCGACGACCAGCCCAUCAACCUCUGCGACAAGCUGACGCCUGCCCAUGUCACCCCCUCCUACCAGUCGGACAGCUGCAGCACCGACGGGCUGCGCAGCAGGGUCAAGUACGCGGUGAAGACCACGGCAGAGUCCCCUCCGUACAGCUCCGGCAGCUACGACUCCAUCAAGACCGAAGUCAGCGGCUGCCCCGAGGACCUGACCGUCGGCAGGGCCCCCACGGCCGAUGAAGAUGACGACGACCACGAUGACCACGAGGACAACGAUAAGAUAAAUGACUCGGAAGGGAUGGACCCGGAGAGGCUAAAGGCCUUCAACAUGUUCGUGCGCCUUUUCGUGGACGAGAACCUGGACCGGAUGGUUCCCAUCUCCAAGCAGCCCAAAGAGAAGAUCCAGGCCAUCAUCGAGUCCUGCAGCCGGCAGUUCCCAGAGUUCCAGGAGCGGGCUCGCAAGCGCAUCCGCACGUACCUCAAGUCCUGCCGCCGCAUGAAGAAGAACGGCAUGGAGAUGACCAGGCCCACGCCGCCGCACCUGACCUCAGCCAUGGCCGAGAACAUCCUGGCCGCCGCCUGUGAGAGCGAGACGCGGAAAGCAGCCAAGAGGAUGCGGCUGGAGAUCUACCAGACCUCCCAGGAUGAGCCGAUCGCUCUAGACAAGCAGCACUCCAGAGACUCCACAGCCAUCACCCACUCCUCCUAUUCACUGCCAGCCUCGUCCUACUCCCAAGACCCCGUCUACAUCAAUGGAAGCCUGAACUACAGCUACCGUGGCUACGGGUCCCUGGGAGGCAGCCUGCAGCCACCCGCGCCGCUCCAGACAGGGAACCACAGUAACGGUCCGACUGAUCUCAGCAUGAAAGGGGGAGCCUCCAGCACGGCCCCGUCCAACAGCACCAGCAGGGGAAUGCAGGCUGCCCAGCUCAGCCCCACGGAGAUCAGCGCGGUGCGGCAGCUGAUCGCCGGCUACCGGGAGUCUGCGGCGUUUCUGCUCCGAUCUGCAGAUGAACUGGAAAACCUCAUUUUACAGCAGAACUGACUCCUCGUGUCUGCAUCGCUCCUCUGUCAAGAAGACAAUUUAUACCUGCUAGAAAGAGGCUCCCAGCAGUGUCCUGCUCAGGACCACCAUCGUCCUCCCGUGAAGCAGUGGGUACAUGUAGUUUUAGAAGGUGGAAUCCAAAAGACCUGUUUUCUUUUACACUCCAAGCACCUGGGACUUCAGGCACAAGGACACAUUUUUGAACCGUACCACCACACGUGCGUCCAGCUGACCAGAAGCCAAACCUGCGGCUUGGAAGGAUGUGGGACUUUCAAGGGCAGAAGGGAGCCUGGGGAGGUUUGGGGCUGCAGAUGUAUUUAGAAUAACCUUUGUGGACCCAAAUGUUAGAAUCCCGUCCCCAGAUAAUUUCCAAGUCUUAGGUGAGCUGAAUCACAUAUUUAUUGAGAAAUGGACCCUCCUCUCCCCUUAGUAAUUUAUUUUUCUGAAAAUGGAUUCUUUUGAGUUUGUACAGAUUGCCAGUUUUUUGUCUGUCUGAUCAGAAGGAAUUUAUUCCUGUGAAAUAACACAUUCCAUAUCACUACACUACUAAUUUCCAGGCAGCUAUGCCUGUUUCUCUGGGGAGCCCUUGUCCCACAGGGUGCGAGUUUGCCAUCCAGCCCUCGCGCUUGUAGGUUGCUCAGCCCCCGGUAAGCGCAGGUGGAAGCUGACCAACGGAGGGAGCGUCCUGCUUAGACCUUUGCGCUAAGCAGCCCCGUGUAGCAGCAGCAGUGGGGGCUCAAUCUCCUGCAGAGACUCGGCAAGCUCAGCAGACCGGCUAGAAGGACGUCUCGCGCUCUUUUAAGUCAUUGCAGAUCAGAGAAGGAAGGAAGGAAGCACCUGAGAAACACUGUCUCGCGUUCACCAUCUGUAUUCUACCUCACACUCCAUUGUGGGCUUUUUCCAGGACUCCCGAGCUGGCUCUGUGACUGUAAGCGUGGCAGACAAGCGGACAGGACAGCACGGAGGAGCCCGGGACCAAACCAGCAGCCAAGGACCGACGGCGCCGCGCUCCGUCCCGCCGGGGUGCCGCCGCUGGCCCAGCGUGCGCUGACCACGCUCGCGCCGCGCUCCUCGGCGAGGGAGGCUGUGCUCAAAAGUCUGUGUGAAACCGACACUGGGGGUUGCAACAAGAGAAUAAACUAUUUAGAAA
Messenger RNA from Cygnus olor (mute swan), 4721 nucleotides. RefSeq names its product nucleolar protein 4 like (gene NOL4L). The record is from RefSeq and is a predicted model, not a curated record. Bases 1739 to 3571 code for a protein of 610 amino acids. Lineage: Eukaryota; Metazoa; Chordata; Aves; Anseriformes; Anatidae. The transcript is spliced from 11 exons.